UAUGACACAAUAAACCAAACCGGUUUUAUAGCGUCAGAGUUAUUAUAUAUCGCUAGUACAUAUGUGUGUUUAUAACCACUGCAUUUCAAGAUUCGAUUAUUUUCUCUUUGCGUAAAUCAUAUCAGCAUACGGUGCAUCUCCGUGUUUCAAGAUUCAGGACCGUGACUGUACUAGUGUGUUACUGGAUUGCGAUUUUAAACUGAAAGAUUUUAGAAGUCCUGCUAGUAUCAUACCGUGGUAAAAGACGUUCGAGGGCUCUAACCUCUCCUAAAAGGACGAGAUGAGAUUUGCGCUGGGAAUUUUGGUUGUCUUUAGUGUUGCAGUUAGGGAAUUUCUAGGUCAAGAAACAAUAGCUGUGACAACAACUAUUGGCGAAGUAAUUGGCAAAGCUGAAAUUGUCAGCUCUUUUGAGAAAACUGGAAAACUUCACAAGUUUUUAGGUAUCCCAUUCGCCGAGCCACCAGUUGGAGACCUACGUUUCAAAAAGCCAGUUCCAAAACUCUCAUUAACAACAACGUUAGAUGCUUUUGCUUACAACAACGCUUGCGUUCAGGCAUAUCAGUUUCCAAAUGUAUCCUAUGCUGAAGAUUGUUUAUAUUUAAAUAUUUAUGCACCAGAAAGAAAGAAUGAAACAGACAAGCUUUCGGUGAUGAUAUGGAUAUAUGGUGGCGGAUUUCAUUUUGGUGAUUCGAACAUGUACCUUGCUGAUUAUUUAUCGAUUCACGGAGAUGUUAUAGUGGUGACGUUCAAUUACAGAGUGUCAGUAUUUGGAUUCCUAAGUACAGGUGAUAGUGCUUCGCCGGGAAAUUACGGACUUUGGGACCAGCAGCUGGCUAUAAAAUGGGUUCAUGACAAUAUUGCUGCCUUUGGUGGAGAUACGGAGAAAGUAACCAUCUUUGGCGAAUCAGCUGGAUCAGCCAGCGUAAUCUAUCAAGGAUUGUAUACAGGAAACAAAAAUUUGUUUCAAAGGAUCCUUGCGGAAAGUGGAAGUAUCAUGGUAUGGUGGGCCAGUACUGACGAGGGUCUACGGUAUGCAAAGACAGUAGGAAUGGUUGCAAAUUGUGAAAUGGAAUCGACCCAUGCACUAGUAUUGUGUCUCAGAAACUUACCCGCAGACAUACUGUUAAAUAUAAUUAGUAGCAUUCCAGAAAGUGACGACUUUGCAUCCUUUCCUUUCAGACCAACCUUCGACGAUGACUUUAUUACAUUCGACCCAAAGAAAGUAUUUUAUUCGAACAACUUCCAUUCCCGUGACGUUGUACAAUUCUUCUCUGAUUUUGACUUUUUAACAGGUGUAAAUAUCCUGGAAGGUGUCGAAGGCCUUACUCCCAUGUUCGGUGUAACAGACUACAUCAACUUCGCACCAAAUAGAACUGAAUUUGAAAGGAAAUUGGUUCCUCUUUUGAUUAAAGAAGGCUAUGGCGAGGAUGCGCCUACAGUAUUAAGUAAACUUAUCUCGACCGAAUAUACAAACUGGACAGAUCCAAAUAGUCUCGAUAACGUACGGGAUGAAUAUCUUAGAAUGCAUGGAGACUUCCAGUUCAACGCCGAUAUGUACAAGACUUUAGAUACACACUCGGACCAAUCAUCGACGAAAAAUACCUAUAUGUAUAUGUUGGACAUAGAGCCCGAAACCAGGGCGGCGAUUGAGCAAGUCCCAUGGAUCAAGAAAGCUGCUCAUGGAGAGGAGUUGCCCCUCGUAUUUGGUUACCGCUUCUCAUUUGGAGAACAUUUGCUUUCACCGAAGGAUUGGGAAAUCAAGUUGUCAACAAAAGUGAUGACACUUUGGGCAAAUUUUGCAAAGACAGGAAACCCUAAUUAUCCGGAUGAUCUUGGAAUAAACUGGUCGCAAUAUACGUCGGAUGAUCAAUUUUACUUACACAUGACAAGAAACAUGACGUCCGAAAACGUACGGCAACGUUGGAAUAUAGGUGCAGCUAAUUUCUGGUUAGACAUUGUACCCUCGAUUGCUCAGAUGAAGACUUGCGAAACAAAUUACCCAGGAGGAAUUAACUCGGCAGAGUCUCCGUCACCAUGUGUGAUGUUUUCUCUCCUAAGUGUUUGUUUAUAUACAGCACUGGCAACACUCUUUUAGAAAAACUGAGAAACAUUUGAGAGUCCACGAUGUGUUUUGUCACAUGUAGACGUUAGUUGUGAAAUAAUGUAUCAGCUAAAAAUACUAAACUUCAACAUUUUGUUUACUUGUAUAAAUAACUUGGAAAUGUAAAGUUGUAUUGAUAGUACUACUAAAAUGAUUUAAAUAACAGUUUCUGUCAUUUAGAUUAAACCUGAAUGUAAUGAAUUUGUGCGUGCGUGUGGUUAAGCUCGCUGACUUCAAAUUAUUUCCCCCUCUAAACCUCGUCGAAGAUGUACAAUUAUUUUAUGUCAUGAAGUUAUCAAGUUUACAGACUGAUAGUUGAUGUACAUAGGUACCAGCUCGUGCCUGAAAUUAUGCCUUAAAGGAAAAUUCCAAUAGUGUAAAUCCUAACAUUUGUUUUCUAAAAUGUCUUCGUGCAAAAUUGUAGCUUAUUUAUUGUUUCAGAUUUAAAUCGUUAGUGCGUCAGGUUUUUUUUCUACGCUCAUUUUUAUCACUGUGUCUCAUUCAUAUAACCGCCCAUUAUAACUUACAAAUGAUUGUUCACAUUUUCAUCAGAAUGUAUUUUUUAUUAGUACAAUAUCUAUGUGUCUUCUUUGGAAUACAUAAUUCUUACUUUUAUUCGUAACAUUACAAAUCAUGUAUAUAAAAUUCAUGUUACAUCGUAUUUCUUUUCUUUGUAUUAUAAAAUGCGUGUCAACCUCCAAACAACAAACACGGAAAAGUAAUUGGAAGUAACAACAUUAAAUGUGAAGGUAUACAGGAUGAAAUUAGUAGAAUAAAGAAGGGUACCAGUUUUAUUGUUACCUGGUUAAAUAGCAUUCAAAACGUAGAAGGAACCAGAGUAAUAAUAUCUGUCAUGUGUUUACGAAUUGGAUAGAAAUAUCCGUCCCGAGGGCACCUGCCGCAUUGGGCAAUAAUGAGGCUUGCCGAAUUACCGCCCAUGCGCAGGUGGCCGAGGGACGGAUAUUUCCAUCCGAUUCGUAAACACAUGACUGAUAUUUUUUCUUGCAUAUCGUAUACAUGUUAGCAUUUUAUUCUGUUAGACUUUUUUCUUGCAUACCGUAUUUUACAAAAGGUAGAAAUAGUUUCUUUUUAGCACUCUUUCUUACAGUGGAGAAUGAACACAAAACGCGGGAAAUUAAUGUUUUGCGUUACGCAUAAUAACAAAGUUCCACUUUAGUUUUGUCGUUUGUAGUGUAACGUUAUGUUUUUAUGGUAAACUAACGUAUUUUGAAUCGAGAAAUAUACUAUAAGGAACGGAUAGAAACUAUCAAGGUACCUGCUUUUUUCCUAUUUUACAUAAACAAUAUAUUAUUAGUGCAUGAGCCAGUAGUUGUCAUUAACAACACGAGAGUCAUCUGGCAUGGGGGGGGGUGCCAGAUGGGUUUUGCCGGCAUGGGUAAAAUCACCGGAAACGCCAGUCCGGUAUGCAAGAAAAGAUUUUCAACUACUUUGAGCGUGUCUGAAAAAUGAAAAAAAAAUUGACACCAAUUCAGGCCUCUAUGACCUAGGUGUAUUCCAGUAUCAUACACGGCCGUUUAAUUGCUGGUCCUACCCGCAAAAGAUGACAUUUUAGUGGUUAACGUUAGAAAAUAUUGCUAUUUUGGCCAUGUCUGAAAGGUAUUUCACUCUGUCCAAGCAGACUGUGACUAUGCACGAGUACCUUUGGUAGCCAUUGGGUUCAUGACACUGAGUGCAGGUCAUACAUAGAAAUCAGUAGUGAAAAAUUUAAAUUGAAUUUAUGAUUAUAGUCACUGUUUCCAUCUGUUCAAGUCUCUACAUGUCGAACUGAUACAAUAUACACAUGUGUAGUAAUAUGUCUUUGAUUUAUAUUUAGACCCUUUAGGAGUCAUUAGAGGAGAGGUCUUAUAAGUUGAAGUACCCCUACGUUUACGAUACUGUAUUGGCCACCCUAUGAUUUUGGUAAGCUUUUUAAGCAGUCGGGGUUAAUGGUUAAAAAUGUUCAGUGUCGUUCGUGCCAAGACAUACCAUAAAUGUUGCAGUAAACUGUAUAUGAUUCAUUAAAACAAACGUUUACUUCAAUAAAGCUUGACCUGUAAGAUA
Molecule: messenger RNA, 4162 nt
Organism: Mercenaria mercenaria
Lineage: Eukaryota; Metazoa; Mollusca; Bivalvia; Venerida; Veneridae
Product: acetylcholinesterase-like
Exons: 3
Coding region: 281-2095 (604 amino acids)
Biological process (GO): postsynaptic membrane assembly; neuron cell-cell adhesion; presynaptic membrane assembly
Cellular component (GO): cell surface; synapse
Molecular function (GO): signaling receptor activity; neurexin family protein binding
Source: RefSeq, a predicted model, not a curated record